Phialemonium atrogriseum is the source of this 1331-nucleotide messenger RNA. RefSeq lists its product as uncharacterized. The annotation marks the transcript as partial. The transcript has a single exon. The record is from RefSeq and is a predicted model, not a curated record. Lineage: Eukaryota; Fungi; Ascomycota; Sordariomycetes; Cephalothecales; Cephalothecaceae.
UCACAGCGGCAUCCCCGUCCUCGCCGUGCCCGCAAGCGUCUCCUCCGCCGCCAGCGCGACGAACAGGCGCAGCCUCGGCCUCGUGCAACCCCGACAACCGGGCGGCGCAGAUCCGCAGUACUCGGAGCCAGGUCCCAGUGCAGCAGCGGCCCUCCUCCUCUCGGUAGGUGGCGGCGGCGCAUCUGCUGGUCCGGCGCGGACCGGGUGGUACAGACCCAGCCCGCGGCCCAGCCUGUCGUCGGAGCGCAUGCACAGUGCCGUCUUGAGCGACACCAGGGCCGCCGGGAGGGUGCAGGCGCCGGCCUUGUGGUACGCGUCCAGCACGCCCUGGACCUUCGGGCACCACCUGCGCGCCGUGGCCUGGGCCGCCUGGCACGUGUGCGGCGGGAGGACCGCCACGUCCCUGUCGCGGAGGAUCAGGACGUCUCGGGCGCCGGGGUCGGGCGCGACCUGGCCCGUCGCGCUGACGGGUCGGAAGCAGUGCCGAGAUGUGAGCGACGCCGUCGAGUAGCGGCUCAUCGCGAACUCCCUCGUCUCGUAGCUGACACCAAGCAGGGGGGUUGCCCACCGUCGGCGGAGGUUGUAUAUCUCGGUGCUUGGGGCGCAGUUGGCGUCGUGCGAUCCGGGAAUGCACACCCUCAGCAGGAGGGCCCGGUUCUCGGGGCACUGGUCGAAGGCGAAUCCCCAGAUCUUAAGCCGGAGCUCCGCGGGGAGACUCAUGAUGGGCGGGCAAGACGGCGGGUCGGAUCCGCCCCACAGAUCGCCGAGGCGGGUCCACGCAAGUCGGACCUUCCGACGCUUGGCGGCUAUGGAGCGAACGGAGUUCUCGAUCCCUGCGGUGAAGGCGGCGUAUAUUCUGUCCCAGCGAACGGGGUUUCCGACCCUUGCGGCCAGGGUGGUGUAAAACCUGUCCCAAACGCUGGCCCAAACCUUGGCCCAGCGAUCCCAGCAAUCUCAGCGAAAGAUGUGGUGGUUCAAGCACGGGCAGCGACUUUGAAGGAGGUAAUGCAUCACGCUGUGACCUGCCCAGAGCCCAGCGCACACAACGAGGGUGAAUACCAACCCAGGCAGGGCGUCGAUUAAGGCCCAGACCAUUGUGUGCUCCUGUCCUAGGCCCUUGAAUGUCGUGAGCCCUGAAUAUUUGCCAGACGGAAUGAGACCGUGAAGGCGGAGCAAAAUAACCUCAGGGGACGGCAUUCUCCGAGGCCAAAGUGUGUAUAGAAGACACUUUAGGGCGGUGACAAUAAAUUUGGUGGGUAUUGAGGAUGAAGAUAUGGCAACAGGGCCUCUCAAGUUGUGUUCAUCAAAUCCGUCGAAGAUCCUAGGGAGAG